CGGCGGGCGGCGGCAGACGCGGGGACUCGCGGGCCGGGACUGCGCGGGGCAGGCCGCGGGUGCAGGAGCCUCGGCGCUUCGGAUUCCUCCCAACCGGGUUUCCAAAAGAACUCGCCCAGCUCUGAGCUCCUGAGCACGGAUCGGACUCAAACUGAGAAGCAGACGUUUGACUGUAACUUGGGGCAGACCUUCCCGGGGCUGAAAGAGGCUCCAGGUUCGGAGGAGGAGGUGGCUGCGGCGGCUCGUGGGGCCUCGAGGCGAGAAGGCGGAGCUGCACCGCCUCGGCGGCGGCCCGGGCGAGCAGGCGGGGGGACACCUGGCGGAGGCCCUACUCGGUGUAGGGGGACGUGGGCAUCGCCUUGCGCCCUGGGCUCGAGAGACUUGGUCAAACUUUGGAAGGUAACCGGAGACGCUUGUAGUCCGUCGCCGAAGAGAAAGCCGCACCGUUACGUCUCGGCAGGGAGGGUAAGGCGACACCCCCUCCCCCGAUCCCCCAUCCCAGACCCAGGAGUCUGAGCCCCCGGCGGCCGCGUGAGUGCCACGCGGAGGCGGCUGAGGCGCCCCCUCGGCUGGCGGCCUCGCCCCCGCCGUGCAAGCACCCUAGCGCCCUGGGCUCCGCGCCGCCCACGGCCCGGCCCCGGCGCCGGGAGGACUCUCAUGCGCCGGGCGCGGCGGCGCCUCCCUGCAUCCUAGCCGCUCCCCAGCUCCUCGUCUUUUUCCUCCAGCUGAGAACGCCACUGCACUCUCUGCCCGCGAUGCGGGGCCCCGGCACUGUGGCGUCGCACUCGCCUCUGGGCCUGUGCGCCCUGGUGCUGGCGCUUCUGGGCGCGCUGCCCACGGGCACCCGGGCUCAGCCCUACCACGGCGAGAAGGGCAUCUCGGUACCGGAUCACGGCUUCUGCCAGCCCAUCUCCAUCCCGUUGUGCACGGAUAUCGCUUACAACCAGACCAUCCUGCCCAACCUGCUGGGCCACACAAACCAAGAGGACGCGGGCCUCGAGGUGCACCAAUUCUACCCGCUGGUGAAAGUGCAGUGUUCUCCCGAGCUGCGCUUCUUUCUAUGCUCUAUGUAUGCGCCCGUGUGCACCGUACUCGACCAAGCCAUUCCUCCAUGCCGCUCCCUGUGCGAGCGCGCCCGCCAAGGCUGUGAGGCUCUGAUGAACAAGUUCGGCUUCCAGUGGCCUGAGCGACUGCGCUGCGAGAACUUCCCGGUACACGGCGCCGGCGAGAUCUGCGUGGGCCAGAACACAUCCGACGGCUCCGGGGGCGCAGGCGGCAGUCCCACCGCCUACCCUACUGCUCCCUACCUGCCCGAUCCGCCUUUCACUGCGAUAUCCCCCUCGGAUGGCAGAGGCCGGUGGUCUUUCCCCUUCUCCUGCCCGCGCCAGCUCAAAGUGCCCCCCUACCUGGGCUACCGCUUCCUAGGUGAGCGCGACUGCGGUGCCCCGUGUGAGCCUGGUCGUGCUAACGGCCUCAUGUACUUUAAAGAGGAGGAGAGGCGUUUCGCCCGCCUCUGGGUGGGUGUGUGGUCAGUGCUGUGCUGCGCCUCGACGCUCUUUACGGUGCUCACCUACCUAGUGGACAUGCGGCGCUUCAGCUACCCAGAGCGACCCAUCAUCUUCCUGUCGGGCUGCUAUUUCAUGGUGGCUGUGGCGCACGUGGCGGGCUUCCUGCUAGAAGACCGCGCCGUGUGCGUGGAGCGCUUUUCGGACGAUGGCUACCGCACGGUGGCGCAGGGCACCAAGAAGGAGGGCUGCACCAUCCUCUUCAUGGUGCUUUACUUCUUCGGCAUGGCCAGCUCCAUCUGGUGGGUCAUUCUGUCCCUCACUUGGUUCCUGGCAGCUGGCAUGAAGUGGGGCCACGAGGCCAUCGAGGCCAACUCGCAGUACUUUCAUCUGGCCGCGUGGGCUGUGCCGGCGGUCAAGACCAUCACCAUCUUGGCCAUGGGCCAGGUGGACGGGGACCUACUCAGUGGAGUGUGCUACGUGGGCCUGUCUAGUGUGGAUGCGCUGCGGGGCUUCGUACUGGCGCCCCUCUUCGUCUACCUCUUCAUCGGGACGUCCUUCCUGCUGGCCGGCUUUGUGUCUCUCUUCCGCAUCCGCACCAUCAUGAAGCACGACGGCACCAAGACGGAGAAGCUGGAAAAGCUGAUGGUACGCAUCGGCGUCUUCAGCGUGCUCUACACGGUGCCUGCCACCAUCGUGUUGGCCUGCUACUUCUACGAGCAGGCCUUCCGUGAGCACUGGGAGCGCACCUGGCUCCUGCAGACCUGCAAGAGCUAUGCCGUGCCCUGCCCUCCAGGCCACUUCCCGCCCAUGAGCCCCGACUUCACAGUCUUCAUGAUCAAGUAUCUGAUGACCAUGAUCGUGGGCAUCACUACCGGCUUCUGGAUCUGGUCGGGAAAGACCCUGCAGUCAUGGCGUCGCUUCUACCACAGACUCAGCCACAGCAGCAAGGGGGAGACUGCGGUAUGAGACCCGGUCUUUCUCCCACCCUUGCCACUUCUACCUCCCCGUAGGAGAGGAGGCUUGGUAGGGAAAGAGAACUGCUGGGUGGGGACUUGUUUCUGUCGGCUACCCCCUCCCCCACUUAGCUUUAACGUGGAAGUGAGAAGUUAUUUGGAGGUGAGAAGAGAUUUGGGGUGAGAGGUGAUUUCGAAAGGCCUGAGUGAAAAGUCAAAAGGCGGUGUGGAUGGAAAGACUGCUGGCUAAGACUUGCAGGAUGCUAACUGAUGCUAACUGUGAAAGAUAUGGGCCUGGAGGGCCGCUAGGGAAAGGUUGAGAGCCGAGACUGGUUAGUUCCUCCGGGCGCCAGAGCUGAGCCAGGGUUGAGUCCAAUCCCUGCUGCAAGGCUAGUGGCUGUCCUCACUCCAGUGAGGCCGGGGGAGGGGGGAAGAUAGCGCUGUCUGCAGCCUGGCUUUGUUGGGAAGAUGGGAGGCCCCCUGUGGUGCCCUUGUCAAGCGGUGGUCAAACCAUAAUCUCUUUUCACUGGGGCCAAACUGGAGCCCAGAUGGGUUAAUUUCCAGGGUCAGACAUUACAAUCCUCCCUCCCCGACCCCCUCCUGCCUGUUUUUCCUCCCCUUCUCCUUUCAAGUCUAGUAAAAUAAGCAUUUGGAAGGCCGGGGAGGCCUGCCUGCUAGAAUCCUAACGCGAAGAUGCAAAAGAAGAGGGGAAAAUUUCCGAGAGGAGACCCGAGUGGUAGUCUGGUUCUGCUACUUUCUUCAUUUUCUUGGGAAGGCGGGAGGCAGACAGAAAAAGAAUGUUUUAUUUGGUUUCAUACCCUGAAAAAGAAGUGAUGACUUGUUGCUUUUCAAAAUAGGAAUGCAUUUUCCCCCUUGUCUUUGUUGUAAGAGACAAAGGGGAAAACAAAACUGUCUCCCCGAGGAAAGCUUAGCUAUGAAGGCAGCGGCUUUUAUAGGCAAAGCAGCAGAAAUCUGAGCUUUCCCUUCGGUGGUUAAUUUGGUUGAGAUAAACAUUCCUUUUUAAGGAAAAGCUAAAGACAGCGUGCUCUCGUACCCAUUCAGCUGAAGGUUCUGACUUGGAUAAAGGAGAUGCAAGAAGUUUUGUUAUUUGUUUUAAGCGGAUUUAAUUCAGAACACAUGAUCUAACAGGCUCUGGUAAACAGCUUAAUGAACUCUCCCUCCAUUCCGCACACCCCAUUAGCCUAAAUUUUGUUUGUUUGUUCGGUUUUUAUUUUUUUUGUCCCCACCUCCUUCUGUCCAGUGU
Molecule: messenger RNA, 3725 nt
Organism: Microtus ochrogaster (prairie vole)
Lineage: Eukaryota; Metazoa; Chordata; Mammalia; Rodentia; Cricetidae
Gene: Fzd7
Product: frizzled class receptor 7
Biological process (GO): canonical Wnt signaling pathway; non-canonical Wnt signaling pathway
Cellular component (GO): plasma membrane
Molecular function (GO): Wnt-protein binding; Wnt receptor activity
Source: RefSeq, a predicted model, not a curated record